Priceomyces carsonii is the source of this 333-nucleotide messenger RNA. RefSeq lists its product as uncharacterized. The record is from RefSeq and is a predicted model, not a curated record. The coding region runs from base 1 to 333 and encodes 110 amino acids. The transcript has a single exon. NCBI's taxonomy places the organism in Eukaryota, Fungi, Ascomycota, Pichiomycetes, Serinales, Debaryomycetaceae.
AUGAGACAAUUCGCACGGGAUUUGAUGAUGACUACUCAUAAAACAGUUAAGAACACCGUAUGCAGAUUACGCAACGUUAGUGAAAUGUUGUCAGCAAUUUCAGCAAUUAGAGUAUACUUAGCCCUGAUACAGCCUUGUGUUUCUCCAAAUCUAACACAUACUCACUCUGGAAUAUUUAACAUCCACAUCCGUGCAAACCAUGAAAGCUUAGAUCGCAAGUUGUCUUUGGAGAGCUGCACGGGGAAUUAUUCGGCAACCUGCCUUUGUAAAAAACAUAUCCGGCUUCUCCAUACAAGGCCCGGCUUGAUCUACCGAGAUGACCAAGUUCUGUAA